AUGGGCAAGAAGCGAGUCCUGGUUGGCUACGGUGUCGAUAUCGACGCCGUAGCGGGCUGGCUGGGCUCGUAUGGGGGCGAAGACAGCGUUAGCGAUAUCAGUCGAGGUCUCUGGGCAGGGCACAUCGGAACCACGCGACUCCUCAAACUUUUCGAGAAAUAUAACAUCAAGGCAUCCUGGUUCAUCCCAGGCCACUCACUCGAGACAUUCCCCGAGGAAUGCGCACAGGUCCGCGACGCCGGGCACGAAAUCGGGCUGCACGGCUACUCCCACGAGAACCCCGUCAGCAUGACCAAGGAGCAGCAGCGCGACAUUCUCGACAAGACGUACAAGAUGCUGACAGACUUCUGCGGCAAGCCGCCGCGCGGCAUCGUCGCGCCGUGGUGGGAGGCUAGCGCGGAGAUGGUGGAGCUGCUGCUCGAGUACGGCAUUGAAUACGACCACUCGAUGUCGCACGAGGACUGCCAGAUGUACUGGCUACGGACGGGCGACUCGUGGACGAAGAUUGAUUACGCGCAGAAGGCGGAGACGUGGAUGAAGCCGCUUGUGCGCGGGCAGACGACAGGACUGGUGGAGAUUCCGGGAAGUUGGUAUAUUGACGAUUUGCCGCCGAUGAUGUUUAUCAAGAACUCGGCGAAUAGUCACGGGUGGGUAAAUCCACGAGACGUCGAGGAUAUCUGGAAGGACCACUUCGACUACUUCUACCGCGAGUAUGACGAGUUCAUUUUUCCGAUGACGAUCCACCCGGACGUCUCUGGGCGCCCACAUGUGCUCCUCAUGCACGAACGGAUUAUCGAGCAUAUCAAUAAGCACGAGGGGGUGGAGUGGGUCACAUUCGAGCAGAUGUGCGAUGAGUUCAAGAAGACGAACCAGCCGCCGCCUGGGGCGAUGAUGCCGGCGACUCGGGGGACUGUGGCCUGA
Penicillium canariense is the source of this 921-nucleotide messenger RNA. RefSeq names its product polysaccharide deacetylase family protein. The record is from RefSeq and is a predicted model, not a curated record. Gene Ontology annotation, molecular function: hydrolase activity, acting on carbon-nitrogen (but not peptide) bonds. NCBI's taxonomy places the organism in Eukaryota, Fungi, Ascomycota, Eurotiomycetes, Eurotiales, Aspergillaceae. The transcript has 4 exons. Gene Ontology annotation, biological process: carbohydrate metabolic process. The coding region runs from base 1 to 921 and encodes 306 amino acids.